CAGCAGCAGCAGCAGCAGCAGCAGAGCGAGCAGCAGCAGCCCCUGCGGCGGCGCGGCGGCGGAAGUCGUUCCUGCAGGGGGCCCCCUGCCUCCUGCUGCAGUGGUGUCUCCCCGCAAGACAGUGGUGGGUCUUGCUGCUGGCGCAGCAGCAGCAGCAGCAGCAGCGGCCCUCGCUGCUGCAGUCGGCGCUGCUGCUGUCAGGGCUGCGGCUGCUGCAGCAGCAACGCAGCCAGAAGCUCAACACCCUCCCGCAGCAGCAGCAGCACCAGCAGCAGCAGCAGCAGCAGCAGCAGCAGCAGCAGCAGCGAGGCGCCGUGGGAUCGUCUCUUCGUGCUGGGAUCGUCUCUGUGGCACCUCGUUUUCGCGCCUUUGUCCUCCGGCCUUCGCCCCCCGCAGGAGCAGCAGCAGCAGCAGCAGCAGCAGCAGCAGCAGCAGCAGCAACAGCAGCAGCAGGAGCAGCAGUUGCUGCAGCAGCUCCGCAGCAGCACGCAACACAGAAAGAAAAGGCUGGGAGCCAGAAGACAGAAAGCAGCAAAAGAGACAAAAGGAAAUUCAAAAGGAGACUGAGGGGCCCCUUUUCUAUUUGCUGCUGCAGUAGCAACAGGUGCAGCAGCAGCAGCAGGUGCAACAGCAGCAGCAGCAGCAGCACUGCAGCACUCCUAAGUAUGUUCCUUCCGCUGCGCGUCCCAGGGCCUUUAGCUGCACUGCUGCCUGCUGCAGCAGCUGCUGCAGCAGCUGCUGCAGCAGCUGCUGCAGCAGAAACUACUCAUGCAGCAGCACCUACUGCUGCAGCAGAGGCUAGUCCUGCAGCAGCACCUGCUGCUGCAGCAGCAGCAGCAGAGACUGCCGACGCUGCGGCAGCAGCCAGUGCUGCUUGCCGUGGCGCUGCUGCAGCUGCCGAUUCUUGCGCUACAAGGGCAGCUGCGGCAGCUACUGCUACUGCUGCAGCUACUGCUGCUGCUGCUGCUGCAGCUACUGCUGCAGCUGCUGCUGCAGCUGCUGCUGCAGCAGCUGCUGCAGCAGCUGCUGCUGCAGCAGCGCGUCGCUCCUAA
Molecule: messenger RNA, 1052 nt
Organism: Eimeria necatrix
Lineage: Eukaryota; Apicomplexa; Conoidasida; Eucoccidiorida; Eimeriidae
Exons: 2
Source: RefSeq, a predicted model, not a curated record